Messenger RNA from Andrographis paniculata, 532 nucleotides. Its product is annotated as monodehydroascorbate reductase, chloroplastic/mitochondrial-like. Bases 116 to 412 code for a protein of 98 amino acids. The record is from RefSeq and is a predicted model, not a curated record. The transcript has 2 exons. Lineage: Eukaryota; Viridiplantae; Streptophyta; Magnoliopsida; Lamiales; Acanthaceae.
CUGCUUGAAACCACCGCUCCUUUUGUUCCUUUCCCUUCCAGUUCCCUCACAUUCACUUCACUGCUCUGGUCAGCACUUCUUUCGAUUGGAUAAACUUGCAGUUUGCAGAGCAACAAUGGCUAUGGCGUGCAUUUCGAGCGCGAUUUCGCUUAAGCAAGGCCUUUCCCUCUUCUGUCCUCACUCCAUUGCGGUUCCUCAAUUUUCGCACCCUUCUUCCGUUGCUGCCUCCGCGCGUUUGCGAAGAAGAUUUUCUGUGUCGGCUUCGUCCUUCGCCAAUGAAAAUCGAGAAUUUGUGAUAGUUGGAGGCAGAAAUGCAGCUGGUUAUGCCGCUCGGACUUUUGUGGAGCAUGGAAUGGCAGAUGGCAGGCUUUGCAUUGUGUCCAAAGAGGUAGCCCCUUGUUCCAUGGAUUGAACAAAUGGAUGGCUAAUCUAAUGUAUGAGCUUUAAUUGGUCUCUUUAUGUAGUAUGUGGUACUGGAAUUGUCGAAGUACAUUGGUACGGUGUUGUAAGUAUGUGUCAACAGUUCAGUUUA